CAUGCAAAAAGAUUUUACCAUGCAGACUUAAAUUUUGAAUUAGUUAGGCUUACAACUAUUGCUGAAUAUAUGAAGAAAAUGCUUUAUCCUGUUACUGUUAAAAUCCCUGGAAGAGAUGAUUUUCUUGUCAUCCUGAAUGUUAACAUCACAACUGAAUGCAAAUACGUGGGGAAUGGAAGCAAGUGCACUUUCUGGAAUGAAACUUUGCAAAAGGAUAGUGAAUUUUGCAAAGAUUUGCCAGAAUGCUCAAAUACAUCCACGUCUAACUGUAGUGACUUGACCACGGAUGAAAUAGGUUUCUGCCGAGAGGAUGUUUCCAGUCUAAUACAAAAAGUUACGGCAAAAGGCACCUUUACAAUGAAUCGGCAAUACCUUGAGGCCUUUCUAAAUAAGUCAUCAAAAGAUUAUCAAGAUCUUAAAAAUAACCUUACGGCACCGCUUGCCAAUUCUUUCAGUAACCUGAAGGGGUACCAGUGUGUCAAAAUACUGCAGUUUUGCAACGGAAGCCUCAUUGUGGAGUUUGAAUUGAACAUCAAUGGAGAAUUAUCAUCCAAGGAUUUUUUAAGGCAAGCCAAAGAUGCGAUUUCUCUGAUUGGAAGCGAGGUUGACAGCGAUUCCUUGAAACUGAAAGUUGAUGGACUACUGAAGAUGGAAGUCUAUCCUGAUAUCAUUAAUUAUAAGGAUUCUGUACAACUGUCAUGUAUCAUUAAGGACAGGGUUGAUGUAUCAGAAUGGUUCAUCAGGGCAUCAAGAGAAGAGGAAGAUGCCCCCAUUGCUGAACGUCUUUAUGUCUUCGACGAAGGUGAUCAACGCUCUGUCAGCAUUCUUUUGAUAAAGGCAACUGCAAUUUGGAAAGGUAAAGUCAAUUACAAGGGAAUUCAAACAUAG
This is a messenger RNA of Amblyraja radiata (thorny skate), 888 nucleotides long. RefSeq lists its product as uncharacterized. Bases 70 to 888 code for a protein of 272 amino acids. The transcript has 6 exons. The record is from RefSeq and is a predicted model, not a curated record. Lineage: Eukaryota; Metazoa; Chordata; Chondrichthyes; Rajiformes; Rajidae.